Messenger RNA from Diorhabda sublineata, 1513 nucleotides. RefSeq lists its product as uncharacterized. The record is from RefSeq and is a predicted model, not a curated record. Gene Ontology annotation, biological process: apoptotic DNA fragmentation. Lineage: Eukaryota; Metazoa; Arthropoda; Insecta; Coleoptera; Chrysomelidae. The transcript has 6 exons. Gene Ontology annotation, molecular function: metal ion binding; RNA endonuclease activity; nucleic acid binding. Bases 226 to 1437 code for a protein of 403 amino acids. Gene Ontology annotation, cellular component: mitochondrial inner membrane; nucleus.
GAGUCAACAAAUAAAUAUUGUUAAUAUAAUUUCGUUAAACGGUAAUUUCCACAUUAUGUUUUAUUUUUUGUUGAUAUCGUCCAAUUAAUCAACCGUUCAAAUUAAUUAAUACGCAACCUGAUUUGGUUUUGGUACAGAUAACAUAUAGGAAAUACGGUAUUUUAUCAAUUUUUUGGUUACUGAACUAUAAAUUUUUGUAAUAUUUUCAUCAGUAGAAGAAGCAACAUGAUGCCAAAUCGACGUAUUUUGUUAUUAUUUGUUAUACAAAUUAUCGGUGUUGUAUACGGUAAAGCUGGAACAGGAUGUACGAUAAACGUAUUGAAUAAUACAAAUGAAAAGUAUUUUCCAGUGAUGCUCAAUAAUAGAUCUUCUGAAUUCACUUUCAUAAUUCCAAAUCAUGGUCGAAUUCCUCUGAAAACUGGAGAUGGAAUAACGUUUCUUUGUCCGGUGAAAAAUUAUUUAAUACCAACUCAAUCAAAUUUCACUUACGCCACAUGCGUUCAAAACACAACUUUGAAAAUAUUCAGAAAAAAUUAUAAUUUCGACGAAAUAUUGUGCGCCAAAACAGUUCACGGCGAUGUACAAAAAACUAAUAAAAGUUGCGGCGACGGAUACGGGAAAAUUAUAAAUAUCGGUUAUAGAGUCACUCAAAAAUAUUUCAAACAAUUAAUUUUGGUUUGCUAUGACGAUAAGGAAGGAAAAACUUUAUAUACACAACAUAUCGUCCAUGGUGAAGAAAUAGCAAAUAAAUCAGAUUUCAAAGAACGGCUUCCGUUUUCUGUAGACGGUUUGCCAGCCGAUGUACCUGCUAACGUAGCUUACAAAAAAGCUUAUCAAAAAUCGAAGUUCAGUAGUUUAUUAGGUAGUUCUCGUCAAGCCGAACGUUUUGUAAAUAAAAAAUCUUUCCUAGCUCGUGGUCAUCUUUCACCUGACGCUGAUUUCCUAUUCGCAAGCUCUCAACUCACAACUUACUUUUAUAUCAAUACUUGUCCGCAGUGGCAAAGUAUAAAUGCUGGUAAUUGGCUGCACGUCGAGAUGUCUAUCAGAAAAGCAGCAGAAAAAUAUAAUACUAAAUUCACAAUAAUCACCGGAACCCAUGACGUCCUUGAACUACCGGACGUGAACGACAACUCAAUUGAAAUAUACUUGGUGUCGAAUAAAAAACUACCAGUACCGAAAUUUGUUUGGAAAGUGGCCUUGAACGAAGAUACGGGAAAAGGAAUCGUUUUUGUUUCCAUAAACGAUCCGUUUAUUGAGAAAGUUACCAAAGAUGAUUUACUUUGCACAAAUAUCUGCGACAAUUAUGGAUGGGGUACGAAAUCUUUGGAUAAUAUAUCAAGGGGUUAUACGUAUUGUUGCGACGUGAAUGAACUUAGUGGGGUUAUUAAAACUAUGCCCUCAAUCCAAGUAAAUGGAAUUUUAAAUUCUAGCCCAUAGUGUAUUGUAAUUAGAGAUAUUAUAUUGAGUAUCAAAAUAUACAUAACCACGUAAAAUAUAAUCUAAUAAAAUAUAA